Messenger RNA from Diachasmimorpha longicaudata, 3323 nucleotides. Its product is annotated as outer dense fiber protein 2. Gene Ontology annotation, cellular component: centrosome. The record is from RefSeq and is a predicted model, not a curated record. Lineage: Eukaryota; Metazoa; Arthropoda; Insecta; Hymenoptera; Braconidae. Bases 211 to 3189 code for a protein of 992 amino acids. Gene Ontology annotation, biological process: regulation of cilium assembly. The transcript has 13 exons.
AAAAUCUUAAUGCGACAAAGGCGACGUCUGAGCAAUCACCAACAGCCUCAUGCUCUUAAAUACUCUCCAAAGUCAGGAGAAAAUCGAUCAGAUUUAUCUCUCCUACGAAAUAAAAAAUCGCAAGAUUUAAUAGGCAACAGAUUAUCUCGAAAGACCAGCCCCAGGAGAUAAUUUCGAGAGUAGAGUCUUUAGCAACACCGAGAUUUGAACAUGGCCGAUGAGGAAGGUGUCCCUGUACAGGAUAACACAGAGCUGGAAAAUAUAAAUAUAAAGACCGAAGAUUUAUCAGAGUCUCCUGAUGAAAUAAAAGGGACUUCAGAGCCCGUAUCUCCUCCAGCAGAAGAUACAUUAGAGGAAAAUGGAAGAGAUAGAGUUGUGAAGAAUGAAGUAGCUGCUUUCACAACUGAUGGGGAGAUGUCUUCGGAGAACAAAGAACCAGAAAAUGUAGAAACAGACAAAGCUGCACCAACAGCUAUUAAUGCUAGAACAUCCGACCAAUCUAUUUCUUUUGAAUUGGCUGAGGUAGUGCAAAUACACACUGGACAACGUACAGAUUCUGUCGUCAGUUCGCUCCCCAUGACAGACACCGGAAUAAUAGAGGAAAUGACCAAAACCCGUGAAAGAUGCAAAUUGAUAGAGAACGAGAUCUAUCAUUUAAAAAGGGAAUUGGCAGAAUCGCAACAAAAGAAAGAUCUAACGGAGGACGAUAAAUUAAUUAUGGACACCAAAACUGAACAAGUAGUGUCUAACAUGGCUGAAUUAGAAUACCUUACCGGGAAGGUUGAGAGAAUGUUGGGGCUCUCAGACCCCACAAGCGAGGAGUUGGCGAAAGCAUUCGAAAUGUUCCCUGAACCCCCUCAUCAUAGAAACCAGAAAAAACAUAUUGAGGAUUUCACAAAUAAAGCGUCUCUCACCUGUAAAGAUAGAAUCAGAGAUGAAGAAUCGCAACAUAAAUUUAAUACAUUUGUUGGUUCAAGGACAUCUAGUGAUGAUCAAUUUGACGUGCCACCCACGGCUUUUCCUGAAGAUAGUCUCCCUCGGGUUAUUGUCUGCGGUUACACUGAGGAUAAUAUUCCAAAAAUUGUCGUUGCUGACAGUCAGCGAAAGCCUCGAAUUGACGAAAUGCAAAAUCUCAAAAGCAUCACAGGAAAAUUAACAGAAGCAUUGAACAGGCAGGAAAAAUUAGCUCAAGAAAAUGCCCACUUGGAGGGUAAUAAAUACAAAUUACAAGAAGCUCUACUUGAAAAGGACACCGAUGUUGACCUCUUGCAGAGGAAAGUAUGUGGCCUCCAGAAGGAAAUGCAAUUUAAAAUAAAAGAGAAUGAAGGGUUAAAGCGACAAUUAGUAUUCCUCAAUGAAUGCAUCGCUAAUCCAACUUGCUGCACUAGUCAAGAUAAUUCUUCCAGAAUAUCGAAUAAACCAAGAGCAGAUAAAGAAAGUUACGGUUGUUCAACUGCGCGCUGGGCAACAUCUGAAAGACAAUCUGUUUGUGAUAGUCCACGCCUCGGUGGCGGCGGUAGUUCAGAAAAAAAUCUAAGUGUUCCAAAAAUAAAUAUGGGCUGUAGAAAUCCUGCACUCAAUUCUGGAGCAAUCCUCGGGAAUUCUCCAACUCGCAGCCCAUGUCCCGCUGAGAUCGAAGACAAACUGAAGAAUUAUGAAACUAGCACCAAGCAACUAGAACAGCAAUUGGGUUUUAUGGAAUCAGAUGUUGGUAGUAUGAAGAUGGAAUUGGCUAAUCUCCAACGAGAGAGACAACAAUUAGAACAACAGAGGAAAUUAUUAAAGUGCACAGGGCCCUGCGCCCCUUGCCCAUGCCCUUCUCAAGAUUCUACCCAAAUGCAUCAAUCGACGACAGGCCUUCCUGGAGGAUAUGAUGGGCAGAUUCUGUCAAAAAUCAGUCCAGUCAUGAGUAGUGCGUGCUCUGGAAUCUGCAUAGACCAACCACCGGGAACUAGCAACUGUCCACAACAACAGUUGCGUGAUCUUCGAGAGCAAUACGCUCGCCUUCAAGAGGAUUAUAAGAAUAAACUUUGCGAAGUGUCCUGCCUCCGUACAGACUCGGAAAAAAUAAAACGAGAAUGCCGCGAAGCCCGAGAUGCCCAAGAAAAAAUGGAAAAUCGUCUGAUUGAUCUUCAAGAGCGUUUUAAAAAAAUUGAAUCAGAACGAAAUAAAUUCGGGGGUAGCAGAGAACAAAUGAUUGAAGAUAAACAUCGUCUGAUGGUGACGGAGCAACGUCACAAAGAAUCUCUCGAGGAGCUCGAAGAGUUGAGACUCUCGAAUCAGGAAUAUCUACUUCAGCUCGAAGACUACCGAAAUAAAUAUUUGAAGGCUCAGGAAACUGUGGAAGAGCAGACGAGACAGCUGGACAUGAUGGAAAUGGAUAACGCGAGGAUGAAUGAAAAUGUUACACUAGAAAUUGGACGAGUGAAGAAUCAAUUUCAGGAGAAGUUGGCGGAAUUGGCACCCCUCCCUGAAAUUCUUAAGCAGUCACAGUUGAAGCUACAAGAGUCCCAGCAGAUGCGAGCGGUGGCUGAACGAAACUGCGAUGAGUUGGAUAGAGAACUUUUGAUGGCUAAAGAUAAAAUUGGAGCGUUAUCGAGUCAGUUGGAUAAUCUACGCAGUGAAAAUUCUAUUCUUAAGGGUGAAAAAGGCUCGGGAUCAGAUCGUUUAGACGAUCUUGAGAACAAAAUCAGUGAAUUGAGAAAUGAAAACGAACGUCUCAAGAACGCGGUAUCCCGAUUCGAAGAACGCGAAGCCGAAAACGAGGAAAAAUUAGAACAGAAACUUCACGAGAUUAUCCAAUUGAGCUCGGAAAAUGAUUUAGUCCGGCAGGAUGCAGCUAGACAGGUGGCGAGGACAAAGGAAAGGUGUGAAACAAUUCGUAGGACUAUGCAAGAUCAAAUUGGGGAUAUGGAAAAGCAGUUGGCGCAGUGCAGGGCAACAGCAAAAGCUGCGCAAAAAGAUAGAGACGAAAUUCGUCAAAAAAUGCAAGGACAAAUUAAUCGUCUCAGUGAGUCCUUCGAACAAGCGCAGGGUCGUAUUCGAACCCUCCAAGGUCAUGUCAACUAUUUGAAAACAUCAUAUAGUAAUGUUUUCAGUGACCCUACCCAUGGAGAUGGCCCAACGUCUCCAUUAACCCAAGAUAAUAUGAGUCCUAACCUAUACGAUGCAUGUGAUUGCAAUUCAUAAACUUCCUCUCCCCGAAUAAAAUCGUCAAGGUUUCAACAAGUUUUUUUUUUAUAGAAAAAAUAAAUAUUUCAUCUUACGAAAUCUUUUGUGAAUGGACUUUAGCUUUUGAAUAAAUGCUCAUUUCUUUCAUAAAA